Molecule: messenger RNA, 3967 nt
Organism: Rhodotorula graminis WP1
Lineage: Eukaryota; Fungi; Basidiomycota; Microbotryomycetes; Sporidiobolales; Sporidiobolaceae
Exons: 19
Coding region: 1-3927 (1308 amino acids)
Biological process (GO): vacuolar acidification
Cellular component (GO): RAVE complex
Molecular function (GO): protein binding
Source: RefSeq, a predicted model, not a curated record
AUGGCUACGCUCGAGCUGCACGAGAGCGCAGUCGGUGCACCCAACCACGGCUCGCACACGCUCGCUGCUGCCGUCCUCGACUCUCGCCCCGUCCUUGUCGCCGCCGUCGGAGCACGAGUCGACCUCCUCGACGAGAACUGCAAGCUCGUGCACGCGCUCCCUCUCGAGCACGCGUUUCCGGGUCGGACGGGCGACGAUCAAGUCGAGGCGGUCGCGGUGGAUGGCCCUUCAGCUCAGAUUGCAGCUGUCUCGAACCGGCGGGUCGCCGUGUGGUCGACCGGGCGAGGCGGCACCUGGAGGGUCCACUCGAGCUUCGUCGUGCAGCAUGACGUGCGCGCGCUCGACUUUGUCCAAGGUCACCUUGUCGUCGCAGGAGACGGCAUUUCGCUGUGGGCGCUCGACCAGGCGUCUGCGCUCCCGACCUGGGCCAAGAUUGGCUUCUUUCUCUCGACAACCCCUGUUUCCCUGACUCGUCUCUCGCCAUCAGCUCUCGUCCUCGCGACGGUCGCUGCAUCCAGCAGCACGGUCCUCCUCCACAACAUCGUCCCCAAGACGACGGCGACGCCUAACCGCCUCGAGUUCCGGUCGCGAGCUGCGCACUCGAUCCGCAUCCGCAACGUCUCGUGGCGAGCGAGCGACAACCUGUCCGAUUCCGGCCCCGUCCUGUUCACAGAGACGGUCGACGGCGUGUUCCGCAUCUGGGGCUGCGUCAUCGACGAGCCCGACUUCUUCUCCCUGUGGACCUCGCUCGACGUGCACACGGCGCUGCCCAAGCAGGUGCCGCUCGCGACGUGCUACUGGCGCACAAAGGAGACCGAGGCGGGCAAGGGCACGCCGCGAGGCGGCACCGAGGACGAGUUCGUCACCGUCUUCAUCGACGGCUCGGUGCACCUCACGACCGUGUCCAACUUCGACUGCCGCCCUCCCGCCUGCCUCGUCCAGUCGACCUCGACCCUCCAGCAGCACGUCUUCUCGCCGACCCAGCUCGCCAACUUUCGCCACACGUACCUCCUCCCGUCGCGUAGCGCGAGCAACGCGUUCCACCUCGUCGGGCGCUGCGCACGCAGUACGCUCGUCCACGCUCGCGCGACCGUCCCGUCGUCGGCGCUCGUCGCGGCGUCGAUUAAGCAGCACGCGUUUCACGACGAGGCGCGCAAGCCGCCCAUCAGCGUCGUCGGCAAGGUCGUCCAGGUGCGGUCGACGCUCGGCGGGGCGGCGGCACUCGUCGUUGGCGAGGGAGGGAGGGUCCAGAGCUGGACGGUGGACGAGGACGAGGCCGCCACCGAGGCGUACGUCGCCGAGGCGGGCAUCGCGCAAGACGCUCUCGUCACAACAUGGCUCGAUGGCCGCAUGUUCGCUGUCGGCUCGGGUCGCAAGCUCAGCAUCUUCAAGUUUCGCCGGUCAGGCCGCCUACGCCUCUUGACGACCACCUCCCUUCCAUCCACCAUGCCCACUCGCUCCUUCGACCGCGCCCUCGCCUUCUUCGUCGCUCGAGCCCGCCCCGACUCGCUCUCGACCACGAUCACGGCCGUUCUCGCCGACGGGUUCGCCCUCGACUGGGUCUACGACCACAAGCUCAAGACGCUGUCGCCCACGGGCGAGACGCACCUCGGGCCGGCGACGUCAUCGUCGACGAGCGCGAUCAAGCUCGUCGUGCCGCUCCCGCCGGCAGGCGACGAUGUCGACGCCGUCGCGCUCCUCGCGAUCGACGAGCAGGGGACGAUGCGCAGGUGGGUGACGAGGCUGAGUGAGCCGGGAGAAUCGUGGGCGCGAGAGGGCGAGGUGAGGACGGGCCUGAGGGGGAUCGACAAGGUCGCGAGCGGCGUGGACGGGACCUCGGCUGUCGUGUCGAGAACGGGCGACAAGUGCCGCCUGUCGAUCUGGGACCCAAAGGCGUCCGAGUUCAGCUCCGGCGAGCAGUUCUGGAUGGACCUCGAGGAGCCUGUCGUCGCCAUCGAGUGGUCGCCCGACGGCCAGACGCUCGCCUUCGCGACCGAGCACGAGGUGUCGCUCAUGAGCGCUCAACUGCUCAACGACCUGAGCGGCGCACCUGGCUGGGCGACCUACGCCAACAUCCGCAUCGACACCGUCCUUCCCGCACCCAUCUCGACCCUCGCCUGGCUCGGCUCCAGCCUCAUCCUGUCGGCCUCGGACCACCUCUUCUUCUACUCGUCGCGCCUCUCGACCGGCCUCGACGCACACGGCCUCGCCGCCAGCCGUUGCGCGCCUUUGCCGCUCCACCACCCUCAGCUCCUGUUCCAGGCGCUCCUCGAGGGCCACUUCGACGCCGUCGUCCGCAUCUUGUCGGGCCUGGCGGCCGAGUUGACGCACGACGGGACCUUGACGCCUGUGUCGGCGCGCGAGAAGCCCGAGGUGCUCACGCUCGACGCCUUUUUGCGGCAUCCGAGCGUGGGAUCGAAGGGCGAGGCCGCCAAUGACGUCUUCUCCGCCCUCACGACCUCGGACGAGCGCGAACCGUCGAGCCCGCAAGUGCACCUGUCGCAGGACGACAUCACGAGCUUGGUCGCCGCCCUCAAGAAGCGGGCGAUGCGCGGCCUCAGCAAGCUCGAGCACGAGCACCUCGCCGUCGUUGCCCAAACGGUUUUCGAGACCCAGACCCGCACUGGCUCGAUCGACGACAACGGCCUGCGCUACCUCGUCUCGAUGCGCUCGUUCUACCUGUACCGCGACUCGUGGCCGCCCUCGCCUCCUUCCUCGACGCCGUCCGACGGCCACGCCGGCCCCUGGAUCCUGCGCCUCAAGUACCGCGACAUGGUGUGGGCCUUUCACAGCGAGGGCCAGGACCUGCUCCUCGACGAGAGCGUCAAGACGGCGGGCGGCAAGCUCACGUGGGCGACCGCAAGGACGCUCGGCCUCGCGCUCUGGGUCAAGCCUCAAGAUAUGCUCGUCCGCACGAUGGAAACGAUCGGCCGCACCGAGUUCACGCGCGAUCCCGACGACCGCGACCCGAUCACGGCCAUGCUCUUCUACCUCGCCCUGCGCAAGCCGCACAUCGUCCGCACGUUCUGGAAGCAGGCGACGGGCCACGGCGACCAGCGGCAGAUGCUCAAGUUUCUCGAGAACGACUUCGAGCUCGCCAGGUGGCGCACGGCGGCUAACAAGAACGCGUUCGUGUUGCUCAGCAAACAGCGAUUCCUCUUUGCCGCCUGCUUCUUCCUCCUCGGCAACAGCCUCAAGGACGCCGUCAGCGUCAUUCUGCGGCAGCUCAACGACUUUCAGCUCGCCGUCGCCGUCGCGAGGACGCACGAGGGCGGGACGGACGGCCCCGUCUUCCGGUCCAUCCUCGAGGACACGGUCAUCCCGCGCGCUUUCGAGCGAGGUCAUCGAUGGCUCGGCAGCUGGGCGUUCUGGGUCAUCAAUCGGCGGGACCUCGCAGUACAAAUCAUCGUCACGCCUCUUUCGCAGCUGUCCGCACGCCUGCCGUACCGCGUCACGCAGGUGACGCAGCCGCCGCGCGAGGACCCGGCGCUCCUCUUCCUCUUUGCCCAGCUGCGCAGCUGGUCGCUUCAGACGGUCAAGGGCGCUAUCGCCGUCCCAGGCAAGACCGAGUUCAACUUCGUCCUCCACAUCUCGCGAAUCCUCUGCCGUAUGGGCUGUCACGUCCUCGCCCUCAACCUCCUGCGCAACUGGCACUUCCUCCCGGCGACCAUCCACUCGUCCUCCGACACUCGUCCUUCCCUCCGCCACGCUCUGCGCCGCUCCUCACUCCUCCUCGCCUCGACCAAGCUCGACCUCGACCUCCCGCCGUCCAACCUGCCGAGCCGAGUCGCGUCGCCCGCACCGCCGUCGACCGCCGAGGACGACGAGAAGGAGCGGCAGAAGCGCCAGUUCCGCGAGGUCGUCAACACGGUCAAGGUCGAGGCCAAGGCGCCGGCCGAGUUUAGCUUUGACGCGUUCGCCUUCUAGCAGCUGGGCGAGGUGGAAUCGAGCGAGAUCUCUCAGCAAC